Radiomyces spectabilis is the source of this 951-nucleotide messenger RNA. Its product is annotated as dolichol-phosphate mannosyltransferase. Gene Ontology annotation, molecular function: dolichyl-phosphate beta-D-mannosyltransferase activity. NCBI's taxonomy places the organism in Eukaryota, Fungi, Mucoromycota, Mucoromycetes, Mucorales, Radiomycetaceae. Gene Ontology annotation, cellular component: endoplasmic reticulum membrane. The coding region runs from base 85 to 873 and encodes 262 amino acids. The record is from RefSeq and is a predicted model, not a curated record. The transcript is spliced from 7 exons. Gene Ontology annotation, biological process: GPI anchor biosynthetic process; protein O-linked glycosylation via mannose.
CAAACCAUGUGAUCAAACGCACCGCACAAUUCGCACAGUUACGCAGAUGCCGAAUUUGGAUCUCCCUUGCCUCAUAUUUGACCUAUGGACAGCAAUUCAGGGUCUCAACACGCGGUUUUGACGGUUGACGAUUCUUUGACCAAUUACCCCACCAUGGCUUCUAAUAAAUACUCAGUGUUGCUACCUACCUAUAACGAACGUGAAAACCUGCCCAUCAUCACGUGGCUUCUUGCGCGUACAUUUACCCAACAGGGCAUUGACUGGGAAAUCGUUAUUAUCGACGAUGGCAGUCCUGAUGGCACUCAAGACGUCGCCAAAGAACUGCAAAAAGUAUACGGCGAAAAUCAUAUCCAAUUAAGACCGCGCGCUGGCAAACUGGGUUUAGGUACUGCUUAUGUGCACGGGUUACAAUAUGCCACCGGUAAUUAUAUUAUUAUCAUGGAUGCUGACUUUUCGCAUCAUCCUAAAUUCAUACCGGAUAUGAUCAAGCUACAAGCGGAGCACAAUUAUGAUAUCGUUAGCGGUACGCGAUAUCGCCCUGGUGGAGGAGUCUAUGGUUGGGAUUUGAAACGAAAACUCGUCAGCCGAGGUGCCAAUUUCCUUGCCACCUUGAUGCUGCGACCAAAAACUUCGGAUCUGACAGGCAGCUUCCGCUUGUAUAAGAAGGAAGUCUUACAUCAACUCAUUAAUGCCACAAUAUCCAAGGGCUAUGUUUUCCAAAUGGAGAUGAUUGUACGAGCACGACAGUUCAACUACUCUGUCGGUGAAGUGCCGAUUACGUUUGUGGAUCGUGUUUACGGCGAAAGUAAAAUGGGUGUUUCUGAAAUCGUACAAUAUGCUCAAGGCGUGUGGCGUUUAUUUAGAACAAUCUAAUGUUUUGGUUCGGAUUAAAUAAAUCUUAGGAUCGUAUUUGGGACAGUGUCAAUGUAUAAAAUGUGCUUUUCGAAUGGG